Molecule: messenger RNA, 738 nt
Organism: Gallus gallus (chicken)
Lineage: Eukaryota; Metazoa; Chordata; Aves; Galliformes; Phasianidae
Gene: SMIM20
Product: small integral membrane protein 20
Exons: 3
Coding region: 31-234 (67 amino acids)
Biological process (GO): mitochondrial respiratory chain complex IV assembly
Cellular component (GO): mitochondrial inner membrane
Source: RefSeq, marked validated
GUCCCGGACGCGGGGCGUCCCUCCGCCGCCAUGGCCAGGCUGUUCCGCACGCUCGUCAUCUUCGGCGGCUUCGCGGCCGUGGUGGGGGCCGCCUUCUACCCCAUCUACUUCCGGCCGCUGCUGCUGCCCGAGGAGUACAAGAGAGAACAGUCAAUAAACCGAGCUGGUAUUGUUCAAGAGAAUAUCCAGCCUCCAGGGUUAAAAGUGUGGUCUGAUCCAUUUGGAAGAAAGUAAUGUUGCCAGCGUGGUGCAUUUCAAGGUAGAACUGAAGAUGAACUUCAAUUAUUUCUUCGUACACUGAAGUAUGCCUUUGGGCGUCGCUGGAGAAGAUUUCUGAUUAUGCUGUGUGGGCAUAUGAGGAGCAAUAAAUGCUACUGGUUGGAAAGCCAAGAGGAGGAAACAUCCCAGUUUUGGCAGGGUGCUGUGGCACAAUGGACAGACUGCUAGAGAGGUGACUGUUUCUUGUGUUAAGAAGUAAAAUAUUUACUUCCUUGAGAAAAAGGAAGAAGAAUUAUUUUUGUGGUUAAUCUGUAAACAUUUGGAGAACAAAUUAUGAAUAGACUAAAUUAUGCAGACCACUGCAGUUUCCUCCCUAGUUUGAAAAUUACUUUCUGUGGUUUAAUUGUGAAAACAUGAUAGAAGUUUAUACUAAGAGAGACUGGUGAAGAUUUGCUCUCUCUUAGGCAGAAUAUAACAUGGUGAGUGAGAAUUUGUGCAUUAAAAUUUCUUCCAUUCAAA